Molecule: messenger RNA, 2195 nt
Organism: Lepisosteus oculatus (spotted gar)
Lineage: Eukaryota; Metazoa; Chordata; Actinopteri; Semionotiformes; Lepisosteidae
Gene: lim2.2
Product: lens intrinsic membrane protein 2.2
Cellular component (GO): plasma membrane
Molecular function (GO): structural constituent of eye lens
Source: RefSeq, a predicted model, not a curated record
GCAGGUGCUGCAAUUAUCUCAAUGCUGUGGUGUUGAUGUGAUCGCCCCGGGGUUGUGCCCUUUCACACAAAAGCGCCAGUCCCAUGAUGUCGAGCGAUGCCAGGGCUGAUCAGCGAGUUUCUCCCAGCGCAGGGCUGAGAGGCGGACGAGGGAAAUGGGAGCCCGAGGACAUGAAGAAAGGGGGGCGCAGGAGAGAGGGAGCCACGCUGUGCAGAGAGAGACCCCCCUCCCGGCAGCGCAAGAUGGGAGAAAACUGUCCGAGACUGCAGGGGAAGAGAGGGCAUGGAAAAGGGAAGAAAAGCUGGGCGAAGGGGGUGUGACAGCACCAGAGGAGCGAAGAGAGGGAUUAUCUUCUCUCACAUGGUGCGCUCGAUCAUUCCCACUAUUGUCGGCAGAACAAUGAAGGCCCCCGAUCCAGGGCUUAAAAAGGAUAGAUAGAGCUGGGCAGGCUGGCUGAUAACGACUGUGGUGCAAGACGGCGAUCAAAGAGAGGCGAAAAGACACUCUCUCUGUGUGAGUUGCAGUGAGAACGGGAGGACUGUGCUAUCCCACGCUGCACCUUGAUGCUGUACACUUUGGCAGGCGGGGGCACACUCUGUGGUGUAGCUGCCCUGGUACUGCUCAUCGUUUCCACAGCAACAGACUUCUGGAUGCAAUACCGGUACUCUGGAAGCGCAGCCAAUCAGGGCCUUUGGAGGUUCUGCAUAAAUCGGAAAUGCCACUCCCACACCAUUUCAGUGGCCUUCUGGGACGCAACCCGGGCAUUCAUGCUGCUAGCUGUGCUGAGCUGCUUUGCGGGCAUUGUACUUGGUCUCAGCGCCUUUACUAAUGGAGCCAAGAGCAGACGCAUCCGCAUCGGGGGCAUCGCCCUGCUGCUGUCAGCUUUCCUGGCUCUGCUGGCUCUGUCUAUCUACACUGGGGUCACAGUCCAUUUCUUUGGGAAGCGGUACCUGGACUGGCGCUUCUCCUGGUCCUACAUAUUAGGCUGGGUGGCCAUCCUCCUUGCCUUUGCAGCCGGUGUUUUGCACCUCUGUGCCUAUCAGAAGAAAGGUGCUGAGCCCUGCACCCCCAACAUCAAUGACAGCUAAAGUCUCCUAUACAUGCCUGACUGAUGUCUUUACAACAUUGCCACACUCCAGACUGUUGUCCUUAGAACACUUUCAAACUCCAGACCGAUGUCUCUAGAACAUUUCCAUACUCCAGACGGAUGGUUUCAUAAUGCAUCCAGUCUCCGGAAAGAUGACAUUUAUACAUUCCCAGUCUUGAUUGAUGGGUUAAAAAAAAUACCACACUCCAGAUUGAUAUCUUCAAAACAUUCCAAAUUGAUGCCUCUAAAACACUCACAGACUCCUGAUUUACGGCUUUAGAGCACGCUAACAGCACUGACUAAUGCCUUUUGAAUACUCCCACACUCCUGACUGAUUUCUUUAGAAUAUUCCCACACUCCAGUCUAAAGUAUCUAGAAUACUCUCGUUUUCCAGACUGAUGUCUUUAGAACAUUCCCACACUCCAGACUAAGGUGUCUAGAAUACUCUUGUUUUCUACACUGAUGACUUUAGAACACUCCCACACUCCAGAAUGUUUUCUUUAGAACAUUCCCACACUCCAGAUUAAAGUAUAUGGAAUACUAUCUCCUUCUAAGCUGAUGGCUGUAGAACCCUCUCACACUGUAGAAUGAUGUCUUUAGUAAACUCCUGUGAUCUCUAUCUUUACAACACUCCUACACUCCAGAAUAAAGUAUCUAGACUGGUUUUGCUUUCUAGAUGGCUUUUGAUAAUAUUCCCCCACUCCAGAUUAAAGUAUCUAGAAUACUCUCACUUUCCACACUGAGGCUUUAGAACACUUCCACACUCCAAACAAAAGUGGUUAGCAUACUCCCACACUCCAGGUUGGUGUCUUUAGUGCACUCUCACUCUAAAUUAUCUGUAAUGCUCUCACUCUCUAGACUGAUGGCUGUAGAACAUUCCCACACUCUAGACUGAUGUAGUUUAGAACACUCCCACACUCCAGACUGAUGUAGUUGAGAAUGCUCCCACACUCCAGACUGAUGUCUUUAGAACACUCCCACACUCCAGACUGAUGUCUUUAGAACAUCCCCAUACUCCAGAAAUAAGUAUCUAGAAUACUCUCUCUUUUUAGACUGAUGACUAGAAUGACUCCCACACUCCAGACUGAUGACACUCCAGACUGCAAAC